UUUCCUUCUCGUGGCGGCCAUUUUAACUGCUCUGGGUCUGUUCUGGCUCCGGACUGCUGGGUCUGGACCGACGUGACGGCCAACAAGGUCCGAGAAGAGGCCUUGUUCCCCCAGGACAAAAGCGGGUCUGAGGCUCGGCGACGCCGCCCCGAUGCCCCGCGCCAGGCCUGGGAGAGGGACUGCCGAUCUGGGUCCCGCUCUGCCCACAGACCCCAAUGGCAGCGGUGGUGCUGAGGGACCCGCCUCAGCCCCCAGUGUACAGCCUCUCUUCUGGAGUACAACCUCCAUGUGGCCCUGUGUAGUGUGGUGUGUCCUCCUCUCUCAGGCUCAGGGCAAUGUGACCUUUGAGGAUGUGGCCAUGUACUUCUCUUUGGAGGAACGGAAUCUCCUUGACGAGCCUCACAGAUGCCUGUACCAAGAUGUGAUACUGGAGAAUUUUGCACUUGUAACCUCCCUGGUCUGGGAAGUUGAAGAUUAAGGCACUGGCCUUGUGGAAAGAGCCUUCUCUUUUUCUACGAAAAGAAUAGGUUGUUGGUGUAGAGUGGAGAAUAAGGAGGCAUCUUCUGAGCACAGCAUUUCUGCAAAGUAAUGCCACAGGAUAGGACUCUUAAAGCAGGUCUCUCUCCCCAGAAGGCCCACGUCUGUGAGAUGUGUGGACCCAUGUUGAGAGACAGUUUGCACUUGGUU
Lagenorhynchus albirostris (white-beaked dolphin) is the source of this 687-nucleotide messenger RNA. Its product is annotated as zinc finger protein 416-like. NCBI's taxonomy places the organism in Eukaryota, Metazoa, Chordata, Mammalia, Artiodactyla, Delphinidae. The record is from RefSeq and is a predicted model, not a curated record. The coding region runs from base 152 to 478 and encodes 108 amino acids. The transcript is spliced from 5 exons. Gene Ontology annotation, biological process: regulation of DNA-templated transcription.